ACGCCCAGAUAUUGACACGCCCACAAAAUGGCGGCUGGACUGAGGUGGUAUGUUAGUCUCUCUAGAUGGAAAACUAUAACAGAAGACUGGAAUGUUGCUAUGUCCCUCAUACAACCUGAAGAAAGUGAGAGAAUCAAUCAAUUUGUCUUUAAAGAGGAUGCUUCUCUCUCUUUGAUUGGUCGACUUUUGUUACGAGCAGGGACGGCUAAAAGAACGGGCGCAACAAACAAUGAGAUCAAUUUUGAUAGAACGGAGAGGGGGAAACCAUAUUUGGUGGAGCCUUCAUUGGGUGGGUGUGGUUUAGAUCUUAACGUGUCUCAUCAAGGAGAUUAUGCUGUACUAGCUGGAGAGGAGGGAAUGAGAGUUGGAGUUGAUGUUAUGGAUUGCACACGACCUAGAGGUAUAGCGUCUCUUGAUCAGUUCUUUACUACAAUGAGACGACAGUUUACUGAGAGGGAGUGGCACCAGAUUAGGUCACCAAGUAGCGAAGAGGAUAAACUCAAACUCUUUUAUCGCUUCUGGUGUCUCAAAGAGAGUUACAUUAAAGCAACAGGGAUUGGUCUUUCUCACGGUCUUCAGAGGCUGGAAUUCACCCUUGACCCCUCGUCACCAUGGAAAUAUGGAGCAGAUACUCCUUCCUGUAGCAGUACUGUAUUGUCUGUUGAUGGCAUAGAGCAAACUCAAUGGAGCUUUGAGGAAAGCUUUAUCGAUCGCAAACAUUGUGUUGCUGUGGCAAUAGAAGGGACUUGUCAUUCGGGCUCAUUUAUAGAAGUCACAGUACCUAAACUAUUAGAAAGUUUAGCAGUGGAUAUUAACAUGAUUGAUCCCAACCACUGGGAACUGCAGAAAAAGCGUCCAUCUAAAAACGUAUCAUGUUUAAAUAGUGAUAAUGGAUGAUAGUGAAAGAAACAAAAACAAGACUAAUAACACAUUCAUAAUUAUUAUUAUUUAAUUUUUUUAAAAUUAAAAUUCACUCUUGCCAAACUACUUAUCCUAA
Amphimedon queenslandica is the source of this 997-nucleotide messenger RNA. Its product is annotated as L-aminoadipate-semialdehyde dehydrogenase-phosphopantetheinyl transferase-like. Lineage: Eukaryota; Metazoa; Porifera; Demospongiae; Haplosclerida; Niphatidae. Bases 28 to 897 code for a protein of 289 amino acids. The transcript has 8 exons. The record is from RefSeq and is a predicted model, not a curated record. Gene Ontology annotation, molecular function: holo-[acyl-carrier-protein] synthase activity; magnesium ion binding. Gene Ontology annotation, cellular component: cytosol.